UAAUAGCGCAAGCUGGAGCUGGUGUGGGCCUUCUUCAGAUGUGUGUGGAGCCUGAAGGUCGGAGUGCUGCGUGUGUGCGUGUGUGUGUGUGUGUGUGUGUGUGUUUCUUCUCCAGAUAGGCUACUGAGGCGGCAUUAGCUUGAGCAAGGCAUUUCUUCCUACCCCGACAAACCUUCAGGGGGCUUUUAGCAUUUGUUCAGUCUGCAGUCUCUGGAAAACAUCUGAUUCAUUUUUUAACCAGUCCCAGAUGCGGCAGCGUGAGAGUGUGUGUCUGAGCGCGUCAGAGUGAGUUUGUCAGUGCAUGGGAAUUUGGGGAGAAUAUCUGCUGUCUAAAGAAGGGGAGGGAAAGAAGAAGCGUGUGGAUUUAAAAAAAAAAAAAAAAAAAACUUUUUUAGGUAUGAACGCAGCGUGCGUCUCAUACUGCGAGAUGACCUCGAUGGAUUCAUAUUAUAGCACGUCUACUGCGCAAGGUAGGGACCAGGCGAACCCGUUCAGGACUUUCCAGACUACUGAAACCAAAUACAGCCCCACGUUCAUUCCGGGUAAAGGACAGGCUUACGGAGAGAAGUCCCGGAGUCCGUUCCAGCCGGAGUGCCAGUCCUUGGAUGGCGCUGAGGAGGGCUCCUUCAACAAAUACCAGCUCUUCAUGCAGCGACCGACGUGCAAAACUCCGCCCGAAGGAAGCAAGCUGCACCCGGACAGCGGACACAACGGGACGCUCAUUCCCUGCUAUGGAAAAGACAACAGCGGCCUGACAGAGUCUGAGCUGACCCAGAGUGUCGACUCGUCUGGGAUGGAAGGCAGCUAUCUGAACCUAAAGGCACCUGGCGACAAGGGGCUGAGCGAGCGGCCGGGCUCUGACCUCUCGAGCCCUCUGGACAAAAGUGAGGCCGAGAGCAACAAAGGCAAGAAGAGACGCAAUCGCACCACCUUCACCAGCUACCAGCUCGAGGAGCUGGAGAAGGUUUUCCAGAAGACACACUACCCAGAUGUUUAUGCCCGCGAGCAGCUGGCACUGAGGACAGACCUGACAGAGGCUCGUGUACAGGUGUGGUUCCAGAAUCGCAGAGCCAAGUGGAGGAAGAGGGAGCGUUAUGGCCAGAUGCAACAAGUCCGGACACACUUCUCAACCGCUUAUGAGCUGCCUCUACUGACUCGGCCCGAGAACUAUGCACAGAUCCAGAACCCUUCGUGGAUUGGGAGCAGCAGUGGAGCAUCUCCAGUGCCGGGUUGCGUUGUGCCUUGUGACUCAGUCCCCUCCUGCAUGCCGCCUCACCCUCACGGUCCCGGAGGAGUCUCUGACUUCCUGGGUGUGCCCGGUCCAGGGACCAGCCAAAUGGGACAGACACAUAUGGGCAGCCUUUUUGGGGGUCCUGGGAUGGGCGGGGGAAUCAAUGGCUAUGAUCUCAAUCUUGAUCCAGACCGCAAGUCUUCCAGCAUAGCUGCGCUGCGUAUGAAGGCCAAGGAACACAGUGCAGCCAUCUCUUGGGCUACAUGAUGUCUCAGCCCAGUUCCACCCUGCCCCCAUGGGCUUUUUCUGGAGCAGCCAUCAGUGAGCGCUGUGUGUGUGUGCGGUGGGGGGGGGAGGAGUUUUCCUGAGAGCACUAAUGACAACACAGGCCAAAUGAACAGGGAGGACUGUGGAGAUUACAGAGGCCAUUAGAGCGGUCAACACAACCAAGAUUAUAACUGUGGUUGUGACAGUCAGCAGAUGCUGAAAGUGAGAGAAAUACCGAGGUGUGACUUAGAAGAAGAUGUUACUGAGACGUGUUCAUUCUCAAAUCCUAGAUCUCUCAGGUCUUAUUUGAAAUUUCGGGGUUUGUUCUAUAAUUCAUAAUAGUAAUCAGUUUCAGAAAAAUGAAAUAUGGUUUACAAAAUAGUAUCAUAGAAUGCAAAAAUUCAGUGCCAUAGCCAGCCAUAUCAUAAAGCAUUUUAAUUUACAGAAGUAAGAUUGGUUCACGUUUUAAUUCCUUUAGCUUUUUUUUUUUUUAAACCACCCGUCCUGCCCCACUCCUUUUGUUUGUGUCAAUUUAGAGUUGGCUCUCAUAUACUUGAGUUCAAUUGCAUAUCAAAAUCAGCCAUUUUUAAAACAAGGCAAAGCUUGGAUGGAUACCAAGCUCUGAGAGUUUAUCUGUCACUUGCCAUUUGCAAACUCUCCUUUAAAGCAAACAAUAAUUGGUUACAAAAGAAAAACAUUAAAUUUGUUGAAGCCUGUGGUGGAUAGUUUGUCCCUACAAAGAAGGACAGAGGUUGAAUGCAGUAAGUGAACAGUAAUUGAGCAGACCUGGCCUGUGCCAAUUAUUCUGGGAUUGGCAGCAAUUCCAAACCAACGUGUCAUUUCCUCCCACAGGGGUGCCUCCACAGGUUCCCCUGCUAGGCUCAGGCCUCAGGUUACAGGAAACACUGUCUCCACUGGCAGACAAGGCGCAGAAAUGCACAGCAGCAGCCUUCAACACCAACUAGCUACGCCAACUUCAAUCAGCAACCAACAGCAAUAGACACACUUAACUAGCAUCAAAAUGAGACGUCGGGGCCUGCAAACACCGCAGUACAUCACAGCGUACACGGUGAGUACAUUACUGCACACGCAGUUCCACACGCUGUUAUAAUCAAUUCAUCGUUAGAUGUGGGCUCAGCACAGAGGACUCUUGAAUUUGUAGCUCGCUCACAGAAUCUGUCACAUGCCAGAGACUGCAGGCCAAAUCAGUGGCUCCAAUCGUCCCGAAGAGCACCCCAUCACGUUUAGGAAAUGUGAUGACUUUAGAGCUGGACUGCAGGAAUGUGGUGAAUACGUCCCGUGAUUGCAGGGGUGUCUCUGUGUGUUAUCCCGCCGGAAUAGGCUUGUCACCAGAGCUGGGCUGCUGGCUGAGGCAAGAGACGGGCUUCAUUAGUCUUUUAGCUGAUCUUUCUCUGACGCCCACUGGGCUCCGUAUCUGCUUUCUUUCCCAGGUAAGGAUAAUGGCAAGAGAGUCCAUUUCUGCUCCUCAAAGCUGGAUGAUCAUUGUAAGAUAUGAGUGCCCAUUCCAGCCCUCUCACUUGAGAGAAGGACUGCAAUUAUCAACUAUUUUCAGUAUUGAUAAGAUCAAUUGGUCAAUUAAUUGCUUGGAGUGUAAAAUGCCAGAAAAUUGUGAGGAAAUGCUCAAAAUCAAUUAAGACCCAAACAUGACUUCUUCACAUCUUGUUUUGUUGCCCCAAAGCCCAAAAAAUAUUUAGUUUACUAUCACAUAUGAUAGAGAAAAGUGUAUGUCUGGAACCAGAUAAUUUGCCAUUUUUGCUUGAAAAUAUAUUUAAAAUGAUUAUGAAUAUAGUUGAUUUAAUGUUCUGUCUACCCUUUGUGUAGCUCUACAAUUCUUCCUUUCAAUUGUACAAAGAAUUGCAAAGCUUUCCUAUUUUCAUAUUUAGAAAAAAGCUUUAAAAUCCAUGUCAUCCAGUGUUAAAAUAGAAUUUUGAUGCCUUCAAAUCAAACCCUUUCCUGUCAACAGCGGGUAAAUGAGGUGACAUCAUGAUGUUUACUUUGACAUGAGAGUUUAUGCUAUUAAUAUAUUCUACACAGAGGAGUUUACUGGCCGAACUUCAACAAAUAGCAUUGAAUGAACAAACAUCUCUAAAAUUGAGAAAGGAAAAGAUAUUUUGAAUUCACUUUAGACUUUGAUAGAUGUGAGGACUUAAUGUUAAAAAAUUAUCAAACAAUUUCAAGAUAAAACAGAAUGUGGUCACAAAAUAUAUUGCAAGACUACAUGUGACUGAAAUCCUACUUUGUAGAGUUGAGUUUGUGUUCUCGCUGGUCCUCCCUCAGUUAACUCCUUUGCAGCUCCGUCCAUGUUGAUACUACUGAAAUAAAACAAUUGAAAUCCAUAGUUAUGUUGUAUUGCGUGAAUGUGCUUGUACAUUUGUUUUGCUUGUUUGUUGAAUUAUGGACCUCCAGAGAUUAACCAUUGAAGUAUUGCAAAAAAAACUGUAAAAUUAUGUUUUGUGUGUUAUUUUGGACAUUUAAGUUGAAAUUUCUUUCCAAUUGUCUUAUGGCUUUAAGCAGCAUUUUGUAUAUUAAUCAAGGAUUUCUACUUUUGAUUGUGACUUUGUAUAAUGUACCAUUGCAAUAAGUUAUUGCACUUACAGUGUUGGAGAAGCUUUUUUUAAUUUUUAACUUCCACUGGGACAGUGGUUUUCUUUGCUAAAGCCAGAGGUCUGUGGUUUUGUGACCCAACAGUUGAGAACUGUCUCCUAAUUCUGUCUAUAUUUAGCAGCAUGAACAGCAUCACAUCUGUUAAGGUGCUUGAUAUUCAUUUGUACAGAAGUAACUUUCUGUUUCUGAUGAUGAUGGUUUUGAAGUGAUGUUGAAAUAAAUGAAUCUCCAACAGUUGAA
Molecule: messenger RNA, 4363 nt
Organism: Etheostoma cragini (Arkansas darter)
Lineage: Eukaryota; Metazoa; Chordata; Actinopteri; Perciformes; Percidae
Gene: alx4b
Product: ALX homeobox 4b
Exons: 4
Coding region: 302-1498 (398 amino acids)
Biological process (GO): regulation of transcription by RNA polymerase II
Molecular function (GO): DNA-binding transcription activator activity, RNA polymerase II-specific; RNA polymerase II transcription regulatory region sequence-specific DNA binding
Source: RefSeq, a predicted model, not a curated record